Molecule: messenger RNA, 3662 nt
Organism: Labrus bergylta (ballan wrasse)
Lineage: Eukaryota; Metazoa; Chordata; Actinopteri; Labriformes; Labridae
Source: RefSeq, a predicted model, not a curated record
UGUAAAUGAGACAGAGAAGAAGAAGGAGGAGGAGGAGGAGGAGGAGGAGGCGACAGAAGCGACAGGCAAACCCACCGUGUGUUUUCACUCUGGAGUUUCCUCUCUAACAGCAGCGUGCACUUCAGCGGACUCUCUGUCGGACUAUUUCACACGUUUUACCGCCCGAGUUUACACACUUUGUUUCCAGCUGCUGAGAGGAUGAAGGGCAGGAACCCGGGCGGUGUGUGGAGUUUGUAGAAGAAACAGAAACACGGGGCGACUCCUCUCCAGCUCGUCUGUCCGCAGCAGAGCUCACCAUGAGUUAGAAACGUCAGAGACCCCGUCACCGCCGCUGCCUUCCUCCCCCCCCCCCUUGCUGUCCUGAGCUCCGUGUUUGACUGACAGCAGCAUCACUCGCCCCACUUCAUGAUCCAGCAGGAUGCCGCUGAGGUCCUCGCACUCUCCGAGCGCCUCCUCAUAGCCUCGCACAAGGGACAGGCAGACAAUGUGGUCCAGCUCAUCAACAAGGGAGCAAAAGUAGCCGUCACCAAGUAUGGCAGAGGCCCCCUACACUUGGCCGCCUACAAAGGCCACACUGAGGUUGUGCGCCUCCUGCUCAAAGCCGGCUGUGACCUGGACAUCCAAGACGACGGCGAGCAGACGGCACUGCACAGGGCCGCCGUGGUCGGAAACAAUGACAUCAUCAGCGCUCUCAUCCAGGAAGGCUGUGCACUGGACCGACAAGACAAGGAUGGAAACACAGCGCUCCAUGAGGUGUCCUGGCACGGCUUCAGCCAGUCCGUCAAACUGCUGGUGAAGGCCGGAGCCAACGUUCACGCUAAAAACAAGGCUGGAAACACGGCCCUCCACCUGGCGUGUCAGAACGGUCACGCUCAGAGCUCCAAAGUUCUCCUCCUGGGAGGCUCCAGACCCGACAGCAAGAACCACGUGGGGGACACAUGUCUCCAUGUCGCUGCUCGGUACAACCACCUGCCGAUGAUCCGCAUCCUGCUGGGAGCGUUUUGCUCCGUUUCAGAGAAGAACCUGGCAGGGGACACACCGCUCCACGUUGCAGCUGCUCUGAAUCAUAAGAAGACAGUACGUUUGCUGCUGGAGGCUGGAGCAGAGAGCCGCAUCUGCAACAACGCAGCUCAGACAGCUCUGGACCAGGCUAGAGAGCACAACAACCCAGAUGUUGCUCUUCUCCUCACUAAAGCCCCCCAGGUGCAGAGUUUUCUGCGAGGCAGGAGUGUGAGGAAGAGGAGAGAUAAGCUGAAGGCGGAGGGUCGAGCUCAGUCGGUGCCCAGAGACGAGAUGCUGCCCUGCAAGGACAGUGCGUCUGCUGCAGAGGACACGCAGAGCAGCGACCGCGCCGCUGAACACGCAGAGGUGACCGAGUCAAACACCAGGCAGGGGAAGAGCAGGAAGCAGAAAGAAAGAUCCGUCGCUGUCCGACCCCUCCGCCGCAGAGAUACCCGGCACAGUGAAAGUUUUAACAAGAGGAAAGAUAAACUGAGAGGAGCUGCAUGCAUCCCUCCUCACAACUACAAAGCCUACCAGCUGUACACACUGUACCGCAGCAAGGACGGAAAGAUCAUGCAGGCUCCUCUGAACGGCUGUCGCUGUGAACCUCUCAUCAAUAAACUGGAGAAUCAGCUGGAGGCCACCAAGGAGGAGAUGAAGACCGAGAUCCACACAGUCCAAGACCUGAUGAACAGCAAGAUGGGACAGCUGGACCGCAAGAACAAGCACCAGAUCCGAGCUCUGGAUAAGAUGACGGUGGAGAGAGUGUCUGCAGAGAGGAGCGAGUGUGUGCAGAGGAUUGAGCAGCGAGCUCUGCAGGAGAGGCAGGAGGCAGAGAAGAGACAGCAGGCGUCCCUGGUCAGCGAGCUGAAGAGCUGGUGUCUGUCCAAACUGCAGAACAUGGAGGUCCGCUUCACCGGAGACCCCGCCAGGCUGCAGCGCUCCUCCUCCGUGACCGAGGGCCUAAACGAGGCAGAGGGAGCCGGCCUCACCGUGCUGCCCCCCGGCUCACAGUGCCUGGAGCUCCACAGCAGCCCCGCCCACCCGGACUCCAGCUGGGGGGAGGCCAGCGUGGCAGAGAGCGGCGCCAACAACCACUACUUUGUGGUCCAUGUGGAGAGUUCUCCAGAUGUGAAUAAGACUCCCGGUGCAGAGGUCGCCUCUCCUGCAUCAAAGACCCCGCUGUCUUCUGUCCAGGUGGUCCGACCUAAAGAGCGCUCAGUGAUCUGUGCAGAGGCUCAGAGGAAGAACCCGGACCUGAAGGAUGUGGACAUGAUGGAGAACCAGACGACAGGGAGAAGGAUUCACAGAGCCAGCAGCCUGUCUCCGGCCACAGAGCGGCGCUGCAGCAGCAGGACUGAAGCCGGGGUCAGAGACAAGGAGCGAGGGCGGGACAAAGGGAAGCACCACAGGAAGCACUCCCAGGGCAGGACUAAGUCCAGGGGGGCUGCCGGGGUGCGGACUCUGGAGGUGUUUGGAGAGCAGCAGCCCGGCGAGCCCUCCUUUGCCCAGGAAAAGGACAACAUGCACGCGUUGGAGGUGACACAGUACUUCUUCGAGGCGGUGUCGACGCAGAUGGAGCGCUGGUACGAGAGGAAGGUGCAGGAGGCUCGCUGGCAGGCCAAUCAGAGAGCGGAGGCUGACAGAGCCGCUCUGAUCGAGAGGAUCACCUACCUGGAGGACGAGCUGCGCAUGCUGAGGACAAACAGACACGAUGACUGCUAACACACGGCUCAUAUGAUGUUACCAUGGAAACUGGUAAACACCAUGUGUGUAAUGAUAUUCCCACAUCCACUAGUUUUCCUUUUUCUUAUCUACUGACAGUUUGGAAGCUCAAAUUAUAAAAAAAUGUGAACCUGAUAUACAAGUUGUAAAAAGAAAUAGAACAGAAUAUAACCAUUUUUUGAUUGAUUGAUUGAUGACAAACUGAAAAGACUGGGGCCCCAGAUAGCCGAGCUGUUAUGUUGCGCACCGUAUACCAUGGCUACAGUCCUGGUCUAAGGUGCUGUGGGUUGGAAUCUGACCCCGGCCCUUUCCUGCAUGUCAUCCCCAACUCUCUCCUCCCAACAUUUCCUGUCCCUCUUUAGCCGUCCUAUCCAAUAAAAGCAAAAAUAACGGUGAUUGACAAUGAAAAAUGUAAAUCUGGAGGGACAUUUUUCAAGUUUAAGGACAUAUUCAUUACCUAUUAGCCACUCUUAAACAACAGCUCGUUAGUGUGCAAAGCUUACUUGGCUAAAGGAACCCUUUGUGAGUAAUAUGACAGGAAAGCCAGAUAUGAGCCAAUGAGAGCCUGAGUUGAGAGUAGGUGCGUGCCUCUUCUAUUCUGAACACGAGGAUAAACUGCUUGAAUCAAUAACUAAAAAUAAAAGGGAUUCUGUCUUCAAACAGGAAGGACAGUAGCCUCAGCUUAAGACAGUACAACAUGUCAAAAUAAAAGCCUAACACAAACAGUUUUUUUAAAUGCAGAAUAAUGGAAUUUCAAACAUGCGAUUAAUUAUUGAAAUUCAGCCAUUAAUCGCCAUCAAAAACAUGUAAUCGUUUUGAGAGCCUUAAGGCUGUUGUCUUCUUUUGUGUGGUUCUGAUUCUAGUGUUUGGUUUAGUUAUGUAUUCAGUGUUAGGGCACAGCUGUGAGCAACAUAUAUGCUUAUACCCCCCCCCCC